Haliotis rufescens (red abalone) is the source of this 2121-nucleotide messenger RNA. Its product is annotated as peroxidasin-like. Gene Ontology annotation, biological process: response to oxidative stress. The transcript has 14 exons. Gene Ontology annotation, molecular function: heme binding; peroxidase activity. The coding region runs from base 91 to 2043 and encodes 650 amino acids. The record is from RefSeq and is a predicted model, not a curated record. NCBI's taxonomy places the organism in Eukaryota, Metazoa, Mollusca, Gastropoda, Lepetellida, Haliotidae.
UCGACAUCUGCCUUGUACAUUUAAUUGAGUUUACAUCGCUGAUGUGGAGCGUCAGCUUGACUGUGUAAUACGAUCGGUGAGGUCAACACGAUGAACGCGCUAAUUCGAGUGGCGCUCUUGGUGCUUCUAGCAAAUCAAGUUUUAACUCAGAGAACCGGCAAUCUUCAAACCGGGGGCAGAAGGAGUUCCCGUGAUGCUCUCCGGCUGGGGCAGCAAUUUGCUAAUGGAGACCUGAGCAGCUGUAGGCCCAAUAUACAGUGCCCGUCUGAAGUCGAGGCAUCAAAAUUCAGAACUGCCGAUGGCACAUGUAACAACAAAGAACACCACGGCUGGGGCAGUGCGCUCAUUCCAAUGAGAAGACUACUACCCCCUCAAUACGGAAACGGCACGUCGACUCCCAGACUUGCAAAAAGCGGCAAAGACCUGCCAAACGCUCGUUUAGUGAGCAGGGUCAUGCACUCAGACGACACGAGUCAGGCCGAAGAUGCCGGAGUGACCCACAUUGUCAUGCAGUGGGGUCAGUUCCUUGACCACGACAUCACCCUAACACCCCUCCAGGAGGCGGAAAAUGCGGAUGGCUCAAUCAGUCAGUACGUGUGUUGUGAGGAUGCAUUCACCAGUGAUGCGCCCAAUGACAGGACCCUCUUCACAGACAUAAAUACGUGUGACGCCAUCACUAUUCCUGACGACGACACGUACUUCACAUCAAGGACCUGUCUGAACUUUGUGCGAUCCAUCCAAGUCCCCAACACAGGCUGUAAUGGAGGUGUCGCUGAGCAGCUGAACCAGAUAACGGCCUACAUUGACGCAUCCAACGUCUACAGCUCAUCGGAGGCUGAGAUGGAGGAACUGAGGGGGAUCAAUGGCUUAAUGAAGACCCAAGAUGCGACUCUCCUCCCAAAGGACAGUGAUACCUCUGUGUGUUUAUCUGAAGAUGGGAGUUAUUGCUUCAAAGCCGGUGAUGAAAGGGUCAACGAACAGAUGGGGUUGGCUAGCAUGCACACAAUCUGGUUAAGAGAGCACAACCGCAUUGCCACCAAUCUGACGGCUCUUAACACGAACUGGGACAGCAACAGAAUUUUCCAGGAAACAAGGAAAAUUAUUGGUGCCAUGAUGCAGCAAAUCACCUACGGCGAGUUUCUGCCUGUUGUCCUUGGCAACAGGAUAGACACUUACAAUCUGAGACUUGCGUCAUCCGGCUUCAGGAACGUCUACCAGCCCGACAAGGAUCCGAGCAUCGUGAACGCAUUUGCCACAGCAGCAUACAGGUUUGGCCACUCCCUGAUAAGAAACAUAUUCACCAAGUACGACACUGACUACGCCAGUUACGAAGACAAUGAGCUCCAUGACAUCUUUGGUAGAACUAAUCUCAUCCAAUCCAUGACAUCUUCCAUCGGCGCCUGGCUCCGUGGUAUGGUAUCCGAGGAAGCAAAGGGUGUCGACAGGUUCAUGACUACUGAAUUGACCAACAAACUCUUCGAGGAGGCUCCACAAACCGGUCUUGACCUCGCAGCCUUGAAUAUCCAGAGAGGUCGAGACCAUGGUUUACCUGGUUACAAUGACUGGCGGAAGAAGUGCGGCUUGCAUCCUGCUCAGAAUUUUGAUGACCUGCGAGAUAUCGACGCCGAAAGUCAACUUCUAUUGUUCGCCCUUUACGAUAGCCCUGACGACAUUGAUCUAUUCACUGGUGGAUUGGCUGAGAGGGCAGACACCGGUUUGGUGGGGCCAACGUUCUCGUGUAUCCUGGGGAAACAGUUUCAGAGCUUGAUGUCCGGCGACAGAUACUGGUUUGAAACGGACGACCGAGACACCCACUUUAGGCCUGAGCAACUGGCAGAAAUUAGGAAGGCAUCCUUGUCCCGUGUUCUGUGCGACAACACCGACACGACAUCCAUCCAGCGCAAUGCUUUCAAGACAAAGACGACAACAGGAAAUUCGGUUGAAAUGUGCGAGAAUGGAAACAUUCCUAGCAUGGAUCUGAACAAGUGGAUCGACAAUUCCUCCCGUCCUCGGCCUCAGCCUCAGCCUGGGCGUGGCAAAUAAACUGUCGGCGAUAUUAUAACAGACAAACCUAUUGUUAGAGAACUCUGACGAGAGCUUAUAAAAGGAUACAAGAAGCUA